Lytechinus pictus (painted urchin) is the source of this 897-nucleotide messenger RNA. RefSeq lists its product as uncharacterized. The coding region runs from base 1 to 897 and encodes 298 amino acids. The record is from RefSeq and is a predicted model, not a curated record. The transcript has a single exon. NCBI's taxonomy places the organism in Eukaryota, Metazoa, Echinodermata, Echinoidea, Temnopleuroida, Toxopneustidae.
AUGACGAUAGGCCCUAACAAAGGAAUAAUAACUGUAUUGGUAGCAGAUGUUAGUAGUGAUGGCAUACUCGGUUUGGAUAAUCUCACUAAGAUGGGAGCCAGCAUUGAUCUUAAUAAUUUCCAACUAACUACAAAAUGGGGAAAAGUCGAAUGCAGUAAUGAAACUGGCAAGAAGUUAUUCUGUCGUAUAGUUGCGUCAGAAACCACUACUAUCCCAGCUGGUAACGAAGCUGUGAUCCUUGGAACAACGAAAGAAAGAAUCAAACCAAACACAUUGGGCUUAAUAGAGGCUGGAAACGCCCAACAUCAACUUAUGAAGAAAGGUAUCAUUACUGCAAGGGCAUUAAUCACAAUGGGCGAGGAUUUGGUGCCUGUUAGAGUAUUUAACCCUUCUUCAUCAAACAAAGUCAUAAUGAAGAAUACACCUAUCGCUACCAUGACAGAAAUAGAUAGGAAUGAGAUCCAAGAAGUUCCCAAAUACACCACUGUUAGUGAUGGAAAGGUACAAGACCACUUAAGAGACCUAUUAAACAGAAGUACAGAAGGAGUGGCAACUGAGUAUCACCACGAAAUAGAAAAGUUGUUGAUAGAAUUUCAAGAUAUCUUUUCCAAGGGAGAUGACGACAUUGGAAGAACAAAUCUGGUUCAACACAAGAUUGAUACUGGAACUCAGAGACCUAUCAGACAACGCCCACGCAAACACCCAUUUGGACAAAGAGAAGAAAUCAAGAAGCAAGUAGAUGAUCUACUUGAAAAGGAACUUAUCGAACCAACUGACAGCCCUUGGGCUUCAAACAUUGUGCUCGUCAAGAAAAAGGAUGGAUCCCAGCGAUUCUGCGUAGAUUAUCGACAGCUGAAUGCUGCCACAAUCAAAGACGCAUAUAUCCCUUACCUAUAG